AAUGUCAGUUUGCGAAAUUUGACAGUAUUUAUUUCAUUCACUUUGGGAAUUUAAAAAUUUAUAUUUCCUAACCUCUUGUCUUGUAAUAUUUCAGCUUUAUUGCCGAUUGAAUUCAACUAUUUAAUGGAUUAAAUUUUCAUCCCAUAUACAAUAUUAGCAGGUGAAAAUGGCUUUCCAAAGAUGUUUUCUGCAACUUACAAAACAAUACAUGUCCAGGAGCAUUUACCAACCUAAUGUCCGACCAACAUGCUGUCAAAUGUACCAUAAUUACAGUACUGAUGCCCCAAGGAAAUUCUCCGAUAGACAUGAAUGGGUAAUUGUAGACAAUAAUAUUGGAACUGUGGGUAUUAGCAAGUAUGCACAAGAAUCUCUCGGGGACGUGGUGUUCGCACAACUACCUGAACCAGACACGGUAGUAGAGGAGGGAGACGAAUGUGGAGCCCUUGAAAGUGUGAAAGCAGCUAGCGAAAUAUAUUCUCCUGUCUCUGGCACAAUCACUGAGAAAAAUGUUGAAGUUGAGAGUAAACCAGCCCUUAUUAACACUAAUUAUUAUGACAAAGGCUGGUUGUUCAGGGUGAAGUUGACGAACCCUGAGGAAUUGAAACAGUUGAUGACUGAAGAGCAGUAUGAGACGUUCCUCAAAACCGAUGUGGAUAAGGAUGACAAAGAAAAAGAGAAACAAAAAGAAACAGACACAUAGUUCCUUAUUUAUUUACUUUUCUGUUUUAUUUAUUAGUUGUUAUAGAGAAUAAUAAAGUAUGUUAUGUUAA
Molecule: messenger RNA, 770 nt
Organism: Helicoverpa armigera (cotton bollworm)
Lineage: Eukaryota; Metazoa; Arthropoda; Insecta; Lepidoptera; Noctuidae
Product: glycine cleavage system H protein, mitochondrial
Exons: 2
Coding region: 167-700 (177 amino acids)
Biological process (GO): glycine decarboxylation via glycine cleavage system; protein lipoylation
Cellular component (GO): cytoplasm; mitochondrion; glycine cleavage complex
Source: RefSeq, a predicted model, not a curated record